Molecule: messenger RNA, 5799 nt
Organism: Lampris incognitus (smalleye Pacific opah)
Lineage: Eukaryota; Metazoa; Chordata; Actinopteri; Lampriformes; Lampridae
Gene: pde8a
Product: phosphodiesterase 8A
Exons: 22
Coding region: 1233-3689 (818 amino acids)
Biological process (GO): positive regulation of ERK1 and ERK2 cascade; regulation of DNA-templated transcription; signal transduction
Molecular function (GO): 3',5'-cyclic-AMP phosphodiesterase activity
Source: RefSeq, a predicted model, not a curated record
GACAAACACAAAUUGUCAUUAUGUAGCUCAUUUCUGCCUUAACGCUUACUGAAUAUCACCGUUUGACUUUCCUUGUACAUAACCCGAAACUUGUGGGCGCGGAGCGGUCCUGUUUUUUUUUUUGUUUUCUCCAAGCCGCUGCAUUCUCCAGAGGUGGUACCUCCACAUAUGACAAUCUGACAACCUCUACAUCUCCUUUUUGCUUUUCUUUUUUUUUUCGCUCUCAAAAUGAGAGAAAGCCGUGGGCCUGGCACGCUAUAAAGCCAACUGUACCUACGCUGGGUUUGUGUCUUCCUCUCCGGCAGAUCAUCUUGAGUCGAGCGGCGGAUGUCUGAAUGAAGAUUUCGUUAAGCAAUUCCGAGAUUUUUACGAUUCAUCGCCGCUGAAAUUUGGACUGAUAAAUGGAGUGUUUGGUCGAACUACAUUGCAUUAUGCUGCAUGGGGGAGUGUUAACAUCGCAGCGGCUGACAAGAAUACUCUGCAGUCUGAAUAUUUUAGCCUGUUGAUGAUGAACGGCGCAGGACGGGAGCAAACUGUCGUGAGAACCGGUUUGUGGCCGAUGUCUUGAAUUGAAGUGAGUAACCAGACUGUUAAAAAAAGGAACAAAGGACACCCCAUGGUUAAAAAAUCAUCAUCAUAAUAAUAAUUUGGAUGGUUUUGGGGGUGGGGAGGACGACAUCAUAUAAACCGUGAUCAAAAUGGAUAAAACUGCUGUCUGAGCUGAAGGAGGACUGACGGUUAAGGCCUAGCUUACUUUGAUAACAGUAAAGUUGAAAAUGAGGAUGAUGAUGUGGUACGAAGGCGAGAAGAGGAGCCGGAGUGAGGGAUAAAAAUCGCCCAUGUGUUUCCAACGGCCGAUUUGAAGAGCAACGGAAUUCAUGUUUUCGAGGAUAAUAAGACUGUGCUUUUGAUUAUUGUUAUUAUUUUUUUUUAGAAAAUAUACAUACAAAAAAACAAUCUUCAAAUUAACUUCAUGUGAAAAACAGAGCGAGAGAGGAAAUCAGCUUCCUGAUCAGGGGGUGGGGGGAAAGAAAGAAAGAUAGAUAGCUAUAUUAUUCAUGCUUUGUUGUGAGGGGGAGUUGGAGAAAACCGUUUUGUGUUGGCUUUCCUCCUAAAGCGAAACAUCUCAGUUGAAGUGGGCCUCGAAACUGAAGGAGAGAGCGAAUGACAGUCAGUUAGCAUAUCAGUAAAAGCACUUGCGCAAAAAGACAACGGCUGAAGUGUGUUGAAGCAUGGGCUGUGCUUCAAGUAUUCAUAUCUCUGAUAGGGUGGUCUACCACAGUGGAAAAGAGUCUGAGGAUUCCCACUCACCCCAGCAGACAAAUACCACUCAGCAUCAAGGAAAUCCUGCCUCGGGAGUACCGAUAAAACCUGUGAGUUGCAAGACCACAUUAACGGAGGUGCAAUUCGGACCAAUGAAGUUAUUUAAAGACCAUCUUCAGGUACUUUUAGUAUUUGCCAAAGAGGACAGUCAGAGUAAUAGCUUCUGCUGGGCAUGUGAGAAGGCCAACUUCAGGUGCAGCGUGGCACGGACACCCGAAUCGGCUCUUGAAUGCUUCCUUGAGAAGCAUCACGACCUCAUCAUCAUUGACCACAGACAUUCCAAACACUUUGAUGCUGAAGCACUAUGCCGGUCAAUUAGAGCGGUCAACUCCUCAGAAAACACUGUGAUAGUUGCCGUUGUGAAAAGGCCAGACAGAGAGGAAGCCUCGGUGAUGCCUCUGAUCAAUGCUGGCUUUAAUAGGAGAUAUGUGGAGAAUGCCAAUAUGAUGGCCUGCUACAAUGAGCUGCUACAGCUAGAGCAUGGAGAGGUGCGGGCACAGUUCAAACUAAGGGCUGGAAAUGCUAUUUUCACAGCUCUAGAACAAAGCCAAGAGGCCAUAGAGAUCACUUCUGACGAUCAAGUCAUUCAGUACGUGAACCCUGCUUAUGAGGCCAUCAUGGGCUACCAACAAGGCGAGCUAAUAGGGAAGGAAAUGAUAGAAGUGCCUAAAAGUGAAAAGAAUAAGCCUGAUCUCCUUGAAACGAUAAACUCCUGCAUACGCAAAGGAAAGGAGUGGCAGGGGAUCUAUUAUGCCAAAAAGAAGAAUGGAGACAGCAUUCAACAAAAUGUGAAAAUCACACCUGUGAUUGGACAGGGAGGAAAAAUCAGACACUAUGUGUCUAUCAACAGGCCUUCAAAUGAUAAUAAUAAGAGUGAUAAAUCCAGUGAACGUGUGCAGGCAGAGUCCCAGACAGAUAUCCAAUCCAGUAAGCACAAGGACCGGAGGAAAGGCUCUCUUGAUGUCAGAUCCACAACGUCCCGAGGGAGUGAUGGGAGCUCCCAGCGAAGGCACUCCUCCAUGGCCCGAAUCCACUCCAUGACCAUCGAAGCUCCCAUCACCAAGGUGAUAAACAUCAUCAAUGCAGCUCAGGAAAGCAGUCCCAUGCCUGUGGCGGAGGCUUUGGAUCGGGUGCUGGAGAUCCUAAGGACCACUGAGCUCUACUCCCCACAGCUGGGCACCAAGGAUGAGGAUCCCCACACAAAUGACCUUGUGGGGGGGCUAAUGACUGAUGGCUUACGCAGACUGUCAGGGAACGAGUACAUCUUUUCAACAAAACAACCCCAUCAUAUCCCCAGCCAUCUGACCACUCCUCUGUCGUUAAACGACAUCCCGCCUCGCAUCGCCCAGACCAUGGAGAGCGAAGACUCUUGGGACUUCGACAUCUUCAACUUGGAGGCUGCUACCAUGAAACGGCCUUUGACCUACUUGGGUCUGAAGAUCUUCUCUCGUUUUGGGGUCUGUGAGUUCCUGAACUGCUCUGAGACCACCCUGCGCUCCUGGCUACAAGUGAUCGAAGCCAACUACCACUCCAGUAAUUCCUACCACAACUCGUCUCACGCAGCCGACGUCCUGCAUGCAACUGCAUAUUUCCUUUGCAAGGACAGGGUUAAGCAAAGUUUGGACCCUAUAGAUGAGGUGGCUGCCCUGAUUGCUGCUACUGUCCACGAUGUGGACCACCCAGGCCGCACCAACAGCUUUCUGUGCAAUGCAGGCAGCGAACUGGCCAUUCUCUACAAUGACACAGCCGUGUUAGAGAGCCACCACGCAGCACUGGCUUUCCAAAUCACCACACGAGAUGAUAAGUGCAACAUCUUCAAGAACAUGGAGAGGAAUGAAUAUCGUACACUACGACAGGCCAUCAUUGACAUGGUGCUAGCAACUGAGAUGACCAAACACUUUGAACACGUCAACAAAUUUGUCAACAGCAUCAAUAAGCCACUGGCUGCUCUGGAGGAGAAUGGGGGAAACAGUGAUGAGGAAUCUGUUAAAGGUGUCUUGACAGCCCUUGAGAACCGGAUCCUUGUCAAACGAAUGCUGAUCAAGUGUGCAGAUAUCUCCAAUCCAUGCAGGCCUCAGGAGCUCUGUAUAGAAUGGGCUGGACGCAUCUCUGAAGAGUACUUUGCACAGACGGACGAGGAGAAGAGACAGGGUCUACCUGUGGUCAUGCCUGUGUUUGACAGAAACACCUGUAGCAUUCCAAAGUCCCAGAUUUCCUUCAUAGACUACUUCAUCACAGACAUGUUUGAUGCGUGGGAUGCUUUUGCAGACCUACCCAACCUCAUGCAGCAUCUGGACAACAACUUCAAGUACUGGAAAGGACUAGAUGACAGGAAGCUGCACAGCUUGCGACCGCCUCCAGAGUAGGCACUGCCACGUGUACCUUCAGCCCUGGGACUCUGUUCGCGAAGAAUGUCCCUGCUCUCCUCUCCCUGCUGGGUUGUCUCUCUCCCUGUCGGCCCAGUGCAGCUAUUCAGGGCAUCCUAGCCUUCACUCUCCUGCUUCUGUAGCACACCGAGCGUCCAUACGUCCAUCUAUAAAGACACACGACUACCUGACAGACUAACAGCUGCACAUCUGGUGUUGGCUUACAACCCUGUCAGAUGGGAACUAUACCCAACAAAAUGAUGGAUGGCUAAAUGGAAAUACAGCAUCCUUACAAACUGUUAGUGCCUGUUAGGCAUUAGUGGUGUAGCUGGUCAAGCGAUAUGACUGAGAGAGGUUCCUUAGACACCUCCUGGCAAAGCAUCCGUCCCCCUAGUUAUCACAUGGGUUCAACCUUUCUGUCAGAGUGACUGUUGUAUCUGAGUAAAAACUGCUUGUUCAUUGAUGGACCGAUAAACACUGACUGGGGAUUGCAGUGUUCUGGAUUCCAUUUAGAGAAACUUGAGGAUGAGAUGGAAGAGUGCUCUGAUGAUGAAGGUGUCAAGUCUACGUCCAACCACCCGCGACCACCAAGUACUUCCAUCCCUCUUUUCACGGCAACACGAGAUUACUCUCUUGUGCCCCUGGAGGCUACACCGUAAAACAACAUGCCACAGCUUUUAUUUUUAUUUUUUGUCUGUCCUUCAGAAACUCAUCCACUAUUCCUGGCAAGAAUAUGUGUGGUGACAUGAAGCUGUCAUAAGAGAUGUUGGUAGGGAGGAUUUCUUGCAGGUUCAGGGAGUGGAAUUUUAUUUAGGCCACUGGUGAGAGGCAAAAACCUCAACAUCUUGAUCAUAGCUAACUAAUUACAAAUGAUUUGGUAUAUUAAUUUUGUCUUAGAUGUUCCAUAUUUUCUAUACUAAAAAUACAUACGUAAUUUAGUUGAUGAAUAAGAACAAAAUACACUUUAAAGAGAAAAAAGCCAAAGCUGAUUAAGAAGAAUAUUACUAUAACUCUGUCUUGUCCACAAUUAUUCAUAUGACGCAUUGACAUUAUGAACAUUUUUAUUUUGUUAUCAAAAGUACAGUACCAGUUUGAAUGAACACCUUUUUAUUGCACUGUAAACAAUAUUAGAAAUAUCUAUGUCUCAGUGAUUUGUCCAGGGAUGGGAUGUUGCUUUGGAGAAUAAGCUGCGUUAUUGAUCUUCAGGUGUGUGUGUGUGCGUGUGUGUGUGUGUGUGUGUGUGUGUGUGUGCGUGCGUGCGUGCGUGCGUGCGUGCGUGCGUGCGUGUGUGUGUGUGUGCGUGCGUGUGUGUAUGUAUGAAUUCAUCGUUGCAGCAAUCCCUUACUCUUGGUUUGAUGCUGUAAACCGCUUGACAUUUGACAACAGCAGAAAUAUGUGAAAACAUUUUGGACUUGAAAGAUUUUUUUCCUCCCAGAAAUUUUUGUAUCUGGUUUAUCCUACUGAAAAGACUGCCUUAUUUUAUACAAUAUUUAUACAGUACAUCCCACUGUGCAACUGCAACGGAUAUCUGGAGUUUUUAUUAUAACAUACUCAAAAAGUUAUGUUCAAGUAAAUCUCAAUAUUUUUAUAGACAAUGAAUUUUACACUGGAUUUACAGCAAAUGAGAUCAACCAUUAUAGCUAUCUGAAUACCUGUGAAAUGGAUGGUUGUGAGGCAUUGUAAGCAUGUAUACAGAGAACUAAAUGGUUAGGAAGGAUGUGGAUUACAGAAUUGUCUAUCACUGUCUUUAACCAGUCUCCUGGAGGCCAGCUUGCUUUGAUUUUGGCGAACAUAAUUCUGUUUUGGCCACUUGUCCAAGAUCCUUAUGCACAGACCCAGGGAACAACUUCUAAACAAUGUUGGUUUCAGAUCAGGAUACUAAUAUGUUAAAGAAUGUUGCUUAUAAAGAAUAUUUCCUAUUUAAACAGUAUAUAUAGUAAUGCCAUAACAACUAAGCAAAUGAUGGUUAAUAUUGACCAUGGUGUCGCUGUUUCUCUCUUAUGACAGAAUUGUACACUCAAUCAGGGGAUUUGUUUAUUCCUUCUGAUUCACUUGGUCUGAAGGCACGGAAAAAAUAAAAUUUGGAAAAUAUUCAAUGGAAAAUAAAAUA